UAGAGGAGGAACAGUAUUUGUAACUCUCCCUAGUCAUCCUCGGCCUCCAACGUCCGGAAGAUAAUCCAGACAGAGGCAACUUCUCGAGGAAUGUAAACAAUAACAUCGCCGUCUGUAUUGGUACCAACUAACUACCCAUGGAGGAAUUUGGCCUGCUGUAUUACAUCUUGGUGGUGCCCCUUUCACUCCCAGUAGUACUCCUUUUUCUCUACAUCCGAUGGCUUGGUUGGGAACUCUUCACAAACAACUAAGUUGAAAGGAAGCAGAUGUUUUAAUGAAGUGCAAUUUGUGGAUUAACAGAAGCCUUAGUCAAGAAACAUGUAAACAUAGAAGGCGCAACAUUCAAAAUGUAAUAAUGUUCAGAUCGUGGUCUGUAACAUGGAAUCAUCAGGGCAGCCAUCAAGUGUACCAAGUGUUUACCAGGUGCACAGAAGUAUUCCACAUGGGGACAUAGUGCUGAAGAACAAGUGCCCCUCCGGUGAGCCGCUUAUAGACUGUAAAAUGAUUGGUGAAGGGGGUAAAGGGAAAACUAGAAAAGUUACUGUAGAAAAUGCUUCAUCAUCCCAGACCGUUGAAUUAGAUUCUGACAUACCCUUAGAUGGUUUACUUCCCACAGUUGGGAACAGGAGUGAGCCAGGCUCAAUUGUGAUUGGGGAACCAGUUCAGGGAUGUGUCAUGGUUGACUUGCCUGAUAGUGUGGUUAAAGAUGGUACAUCAGUCCAAGUUCAGUCAGUUCCCUAUUUGAUUGAUCAACAAGUUUUAGUGCAGGUCAGUGGUGAAGAACCAAGAAUUGAAGUACAGGCACCGAGAACAUCUGAUUUAGUCUCGGUUUACGUCAAAUCAGGCCAGGGCUCCAGCAGUGCUGUUGCUGACAUCAGAAACUCUUUAGAAGUUGCAAGUAACAGAUGCCUCCCAGUUGAACAGCCAAACAGUAGUGAUUCCAAUCAUGUGAAACCAGGCCUUAUAGAAUCCAGGUUUGUGUUUCAAGAUUUGUCAAGAGAUGAAUUCCCCACGAUCAGCCUUUCCGAGGGUUCUCAGAAGGAAAACUUUGACAUCAAGUUGGAAAAUGAAGACGACAGCUCACAGGUGCCUAGGAGGAAAUCUGCCAGGAGGGCAAGAUUGAAAUGGAAGAGCUUAGAGGAAGAAGACAACGUCAUCAGGAGGAUCAACUUCCUCAAGAAGAGAAAACAUUACCCCCUUUCUCCGUCAGAUAAAGGGAAAGUUUUUAACAACUUGAAGCCAGAGUUACCUUUGGUAGAAGUACCUGUAUGGGGCCAAUACUUAACCUCAGUCAGAGUAAUAGAUGGAAAGUGGAUCUAUGGCAUUGCCUCUUCCAAAGCCAUCUUGCAUCAAGCCUUAGAAGGACAUUCCAGAAGUAUUCUUUGUGAUUAUAUUAAGAGCCAUCCAUGCAACUUUGAGAAACGACGUAAUGCGCGGUCUCAGGAGUGUCGUAUCAUGUGGCAACACAAGAGAGUCAUGUUUGAUGGCGUUCCUUUUAUCAUUGCCUCCUCUGAGGACCUGAAGUGUACCUUCGGGAUGAAUUAUAAAUUUAAGAAGAAAAAAAGUGAUGAGAUUGUGGACAUCUCGGUUCCUGAUGAGUUUAUAAAUGAAGGAGACAGAGGGAAAUCUGAAGAGAAUAGUAACAGGGUUGAGGAAAAGAAGACCAAAGUAUCAAGAACGCCCAAGAAAGCAUACAAAGACGUCAUGUUCACGUCAUGCCCUGCUAAAAUAACUGUGAAGGUCAUUGUCAAGUAUCCGGGCUAUGCUGUGCAUCCACUUUCAUUCCCUGCAGAGCGAAAGGUCAGGUUGAAGGCACUACGUACCGCACUGUCAAAAAAAUCAGACGUGGAGAAAGAAGAAUUAUAUUACGUCACCUUGCCUCUAGGGUCUGCCCACAAUCACGAGUUCACAGGAAGAUCACGUAACAUUCACCCAUCCAUAAUCGCCAAAGUGAAGGAACUGGUGCACAGUGGAAUAACAGCACCUAAGGUCAUCAAGAAACUUCUGGACAGCCACGUUCAAAUCGAGCAUGGACAUGACGUGGUUACUCCACAUCCUGAUGAUAGGGCAUAUUAUCCUAAGGUUAAGGAUAUAGGUAAUCUUGUUUACAAUUAUUGCAAGAAGAUGGGAAUCUCCAGUAAGAGGAAAAGUGUAGGGGCACCAGCAGAAGUGUUGCCAGGAAAGAAAAGGCAUCACAAAAGUCUGCAGUCUGAGGAGAACGACGAAGAGUGUUGUAACAGUGCAAUCACAGAUAACUUGCCUCUCCAAGCAUCUACACUCCAAGAGGCUGUGCAAACAUUUUGCACAGAUGAGCCAGACAGAGGUAAUGUAAGUGUUGGUGGGGAACAAGAAUGUAACCCUGUUACUGCAGUGAUGCCAAACACAUCAAGUGAAGUCGCAAGUUUAGCCGAGAUGGUUCGAGGACAACUGGACUCUUUGCGUAAUAUUACGUAUUCAUUGACUGAGGCUAGUAGCUUGCAAGAGUUAUACCAGUCUCUCCAAGGAAUUCUCACCCAUUAUACUACUGUAAAUCAACAAAUAUUACAAGGUAGUCUAGGUAAUGGUACAGCCCCGACUGCUGCAUUCAUCAUACACGAGUCUGUUAUAGAUCCACUGGCUGUAGGGGAAGAUUCGUUGCAAGUUGGUGUCUCCGAGGCCAUCCCCACUUCUUUGACAGUUCCUGUUAGGGACACAAAUAGCAUUGUUACCACAGCCAAGUUCCGUAAUGCACAAAUUGUUGAGAAUGCUCAUUUGCGACAGUUCAAGCCUCCCGUUGCUCUUCAGUGUCUGGCGACAAAUGUGGUCCCAACUCUGACUAUGUCCCACUUACCUCGUUCUUCCAAUCCAGUUUCGGAGCAAGGUCCAGCACACAUAGUCACGUCUCUCCCCUCAAACAGCACCGCCAGCCCUGCAGCUGUGUCUAUAACCCAACCCACGUACCAAGCAGUUGCACCUGUGUCUCAAGAUGCAUCUGCUGUCCCAGUGCAGUUGUCUCUCCCACCUUACUUUUAUUAUGUCCAGGAGGUGACUGUUCCUGAAAGUAGCACAGCAACGCCUUCCCUUAAUGCUCGUUGAUGACAAGAGGUUUAUUUUUUUAAAUAAUUUAUGUGAGUCAUUUGAGAAAUAAACUUUAUACUUUGUU
Molecule: messenger RNA, 3142 nt
Organism: Macrobrachium nipponense
Lineage: Eukaryota; Metazoa; Arthropoda; Malacostraca; Decapoda; Palaemonidae
Exons: 6
Coding region: 379-3075 (898 amino acids)
Molecular function (GO): DNA-binding transcription factor activity
Source: RefSeq, a predicted model, not a curated record